CGGUGCCAGGACCAGGCUAUGCCUCUGUUCUCACAGAACUCACAGCCUAGUGUGCAAAGAGAAACAGAUGCUCUAAACACUGCAGUGUGCAAAUGCAGUGGGGACAGCGCAUGGCAGGCAGGAGAGGGCCAGGGAUAUGUAGCCCCACCUGGGCGGCCCUGGGCAUGUUGGAAGACAUUCCCUGCAGGAGUGAGGCUCAGAGGAGUUUGGAAAGGAGGAGUCAGGUGAAGGUGGCCUGAGCAAGGAGGGUGCACAGGGAGAGGAAGUGAGAAAAGAAAGCCUCAGUGGCCAACCACAGCAGGGAGUGUAGGAAGUGACCAAAAUUUUGGAAUGGCACACAAGGGGGGAGAAUAGGAAAUGAGGCUGUGGAAUGCAGGAGGGGGCAGGUAAUGCAGAUGAAGGGAGUGGCCUUUUUCUUGCAGGCAGUGGGCACCCUUGAAGGACCCUGAGGGACGCUGAGCAAGAGAAGAGUGUGCUCAAACCUGCCAGCUGCACGUUGCAAGCCACAUCAGGGGUACAGACACGAGAUUCUAUUAGGAGACCACAGCCAUGGUCCCAAAGGUGGAGAAUGAAGGCCUAAACUGAGGCAGAAGCAGAACAAAGAGAGAAGGAAGGAGGAUGAAUGAGAGUUUGAGAAGCACAGGCCCAUAAAGUAUUCUCAAAUACAGUGUUAAACCAGAACCUACUGGAUGCACUUCCGGCUUGUGGGAGGUACAAGAGGAAGAGGAACCAAUUCAAUAAUACCAUAAGGAGAGAGCUCGCCAGUGUGAACAUUCUACAAGACAACUGUCUUUGACUCAGACUGGGAUUCUCUUCAAGGCCGGAGCCCAGUGUGGGAGAGAGAUGGAGAAACAGGCUCUCAUGUGCAGCAGGCUCGCUCACCAUGACCAAACUGAAUGCCCAAGUCAAAGGCUCUCUCAACACCACCACCCCGGGGCUGCAGAUAUGGAGGAUCGAGGCCAUGAAGAUGGUGCCUGUUUCUUCCAGCACCUUUGGGAGCUUCUUCGAUGGUGACUGCUACGUUGUCCUGGCUAUCCACAAGACGGGCAGCACCCUGUCCUAUGACAUCCACUACUGGAUCGGCCUGGCCUCGUCGCAGGACGAGCAGGGGGCAGCUGCCAUCUACACCACGCAGAUGGACGACUACCUGAAGGGCCGGGCUGUCCAGCACCGCGAGGUCCAGGGCAACGAGAGUGACACCUUCCGAGGCUACUUCAAGCAGGGCAUAGUGAUCCAGAAAGGGGGCGUAGCUUCCGGCAUGAAGCAUGUGGAGACCAACUCCUACGAGGUUCAGCGGCUGCUGCACGUCAAGGGCAAGAGGAACGUGGUGGCCGGAGAGGUGGAAGUGUCCUGGAGUAGUUUCAACCGAGGAGAUGUUUUCCUCCUGGACCUCGGGAAGCUUAUCAUCCAGUGGAACGGGCCGGAGAGCAACCGCAUGGAGAGACUGAGGGGCAUGACGCUGGCCAAGGAGAUCCGAGACCAGGAGCGGGGUGGCCGCACGUACGUGGGCGUGGUGGACGGGGAGAACGAAUCUGCGUCCCCCAAGCUGAUGGAGGUGAUGAAGCACGUGCUGGGCCAGCGCAGGGAGCUGAAGGCAGCCAUUCCCGACACUGUGGUGGAGCCAGCACUCAAGGCUGCCCUCAAGUUGUACCAUGUGUCAGACUCUGAGGGGAAACUGGUGGUCCGGGAAAUCGCCACACGGCCACUCACACAGGACCUGCUCAAUCACGAGGACUGUUACAUCCUAGACCAGGGGGGCCUGAAGAUCUUCGUGUGGAGGGGGAAGAACGCCAACGACCAGGAGAAGAAAGGAGCCAUGAGCCAGGCGCUGAACUUCAUCAAAGCCAAGCAGUACCCAGAAAGCACGCAGAUAGAGGUGCAGAACGAUGGGGCGGAGUCAGCCGUCUUUCAGCAGCUCUUCCAGAAGUGGACCGUGCCCGGCCGGACCUCAGGCCUGGGCAGAGCCCACACUGUGGGCUCCGUGGCCAAGGUGGAGCAGGUGAAGUUUGAUGCCACGUCCAUGCAUGUCCAGCCUCAGGUGGCUGCCCAGCAGAAGAUGGUAGACGAUGGGAGUGGGGAGGUGCAGGUAUGGCGCAUCGAAGACCUAGAGCUGGUGCCUGUGGACUCCAAGUGGCUAGGCCACUUCUUUGGGGGCGACUGCUACCUGCUGCUCUACACCUACCUCAUCGGCGAGAAGAAGCACUACCUGCUCUACAUUUGGCAGGGCAGCCAGGCCAGCCAGGAUGAAAUCGCCGCCUCGGCCUAUCAAGCCGUCAUCCUGGACCAGAAGUAUAACGAUGAACCGGUCCAGAUCCGGGUCCCAAUGGGCAAAGAGCCGCCCCAUCUCAUGUCCAUCUUCAAGGGACAAAUGGUGGUCUACCAGGGAGGCACCUCCCGAGCCAACAACUUGGAGCCUGUGCCCUCCACACGGCUCUUCCAGGUCCGGGGAACCAGUGCCAACAACACCAAGGCCUUUGAGGUCCCAGCCCGGGCCGCUUCCCUCAACUCCAAUGAUGUCUUCAUCCUCAAGACCCCGUCCUGCUGCUACCUAUGGUGUGGGAAGGGCUGUAGUGGGGAUGAGCGAGAGAUGGCCAAGAUGGUUGCUGACAUCAUUUCCCGGACGGAGAAGCAAGUGGUGGUGGAAGGGCAGGAGCCAGCCAACUUCUGGAUGGCCCUGGGCGGCAAGGCCCCCUAUGCCAACACCAAGAGACUGCAGGAAGAAAACCUGGUCAUCACCCCCCGGCUCUUUGAAUGUUCCAACCAGACCGGGCGCUUCCUGGCCACAGAGAUCUCCGACUUCAAUCAGGAUGACUUGGAAGAGGACGAUGUGUUCCUGCUCGAUGUCUGGGACCAGAUUUUCUUCUGGAUCGGGAAGCAUGCCAAUGAGGAGGAGAAGAAGGCCGCAGCCACCACUGUGCAGGAAUACAUCAAGACGCACCCUGGUGGCCGUGACCCUGAGACCCCCAUCAUUGUGGUGAAACAGGGACAUGAGCCCCCCACCUUCACGGGCUGGUUCCUAGCUUGGGAUCCCUUCAUGUGGAGUAACACCAAAUCGUAUGAGGACCUGAAGGCAGAGCUGAACAACUCUCCGGACUGGAGCGAGAUCAGCGCUGAGGUCACAAGCCCCAAAUUGGAUGUGUUCAAUGCCAACAGCAACCUCAAUUCUGGGCCUCUGCCCAUCUUCCCCCUGGAGCAGCUGGUGAACAAGCCUGUGGAGGAGCUCCCUGAGGGUGUGGACCCCAGCAGGAAGGAGGAGCAUCUGUCCGUUGAAGAUUUCACAAAGGCCCUUGGGAUGACUCCAGCUGCCUUCUCUGCCCUGCCUCGAUGGAAACAACAAAACCUCAAGAAAGAAAAAGGACUAUUUUGAGAAGGAAGAGUAGCUGUGGUUGUAAAGCAGCACUCUACCCCUCCUGGCUUGUGGCAUUCUGUUUUAUAACUGGUAUUAGACCUAUGCCAAUUGAAGUGAAAUUUUAGUUGUGCCUGUGAACAGCUGUCUCUGGCAAUGCGACUUUUAAUAAUCCACCUAUUCCUUCAGAAAGAUGAUACCUCCACAAGGAGCCUGUGGUCCCAAUUUCAGCUCUCAAAAAGGUGGCUGGAUUGUUUCUAUCUUGAGGUGUUUCAUCAUUUUUAAUCAUCCUGUUCUAGAGUUUUCCCUUCUUAGAAGAGCAGCCAAACACUUCAUGGAACGUAAGAGUUGAGGCGCCAGGCCAGGUUUUCCUCUACCAUGACUCAUUUUCAUCUAUGGCAAGAGGGCUGAAACAUUUUGCAGGUUUACAUCUUUCCCAGAGUAAAGGCUUUUCCUUUUCACAUAUACUUUCUUCACUGCCUUACUCAGGUGGUAAGUUAAAGGGCUGAAGGAGAGUUGAACAGCCUAGGAGACUGUCCUCUUGCUUAGGUUUCACAAUACUCACUAAGUAGUACCCAGUGAGAGCAGCACAUCCACUGUGUCUAAGCUAAAGGCAAGUAUGAAAUGCAAAUGCUAUUUCACCCUUCACCCCCACUCUUAAUAAAGCAAAGGAAGAGUGAAGACCAAUGCUGGGUUUACAAACUGUUAUACAGAAGCCUCUGCAAAGCUUCCCAGGCUCCUCAGAUGAAAAUAACAGGAACCAGUGGUGACUAUGGCCAAACACUGGUUCGACAUUCCAUCUCCUUUAAGAUGUAACAGUACUGCAAUGAAGCCCAAGUCAGAAAAGCAAAAGAAGGUGAUUUCCACAACUUGAAACUGGUUGUUAAAAGUGUCUGCAAAAAUGUGUUCUUCUCAAAAAUAACAGUCAAACCAACAUAAGGUUAAUAAAGGCUUUAAUUUCACACACACAAAAAAA
Molecule: messenger RNA, 4322 nt
Organism: Microcebus murinus (gray mouse lemur)
Lineage: Eukaryota; Metazoa; Chordata; Mammalia; Primates; Cheirogaleidae
Source: RefSeq, a predicted model, not a curated record